GGGGAGAGGCGAGCGGCGGGACUCCGGCACCGCCAGUGCGCGCUGCCAGCCCGACAGCCAACUUCCCCGCUGGAGUUAGUGUAUAAAGGAUACCAUAUAUGCACACACACAUACACACACCUCUCCACCAAGGCGCUCCUCCUCCGCCUCCUCCCUCGACCAACUGCUGGAAUUAAAAUAAAAAGCAAAACAAACACACACAAAAAAAAAAAAACAACAAACCAAGCAAGCGAGAGAGCGAGCGGGAGAGGGAGAGAAACAAUUCGCGAGGUAACGAGAAAUUUCAACUUUUAAAUUUUUUUUUUUACUUUUUUUUUUCCAACCGCCUAAAGGAAAGGUAGAGAGAAAAAAAUGUCUUAUCCAGAGCGUGACUCUAGCAAGAAGGCUCCGACAGGACUCUUGUUUCAAAGGGGACAAAGUGCUCCAGCAACAGCACAACUUUGAGAAAUGCAUCAUCACCACCAUCACCACCAUCAUCAUCACAGGAAGUUUUCUUAGGACACCAACAAAACUUGCAAAUAAAAGAGCAAAAGGAGAUCGAGGAGCCGAGGAGAGCGAGAAAGACAGAGACAGAAAAAGGAAAAUAUACCCACACACAAAGCCUUAAAGGAAGAAGAAAAGGAAAAGUUUCGCUCUGAGAGGGGAAGGCUGAGAGCUGGAGAUGUACUCCUAGGGGAGCGGAGGGGAGAAGGCACGGGGGCUUUUUGAUCCCCCCCCCCUCUUUUUCGCUUUUUAGCCUUUGUUUGGUUUCCUCCCUGCGAGCAGCAAACUCGGGCGAGAAGAAGGAGGAGGAAAAAUAUAUGUACAGCUAAAUAUUUCUCUCUUUUUGGAAAAAGAAAAAAAAAGAAAAGAAAAGAAAAGCGAUUUUUUUUUUAAAAAAAAAAAAGGCGAAGCGAGAGCCGGCGACCGCAAAGAGCGCGCCGCGGAGCGGAGGCAGGACGGCCGGCGGACGGGCGGAGGAGAGCGCGCCGCGGAGCGCUAGCAGGUGAACCCCGCGCCCCGGCGCCCCGGCGAGGCUGGGAAGGCGGCGGCGGCGGCGGCGGCGCGGGCGGCGGCCCCGGCAGCGGCCCCGGCAGCGCCGGGCAAGGGCGCUCGCGGCGGGCGCCCGGCAGCCGGCGGCGGCGGCGCGGAGGCGCGGCGGGGGCGAGCGGCGGGCGGCGGGCGCGGGAUGGCCGCGGCCACCUCUAACCCCUACCUCCCCGGCAACGGCAUCCUGGCGGCCGGCUCCAUCGUCCACGCGGACUCGGGCGGCGGCGGCGGCGGCGGCGGCGGCGGCAUGCAGCCGGGCAGCGUGGCCGUCACCUCGGUAGCGGGCGGCUACCGCGGCGACCCGGCGGCCAAGAUGGUCCAGAGCGACUUCAUGCCGGGCGCCAUGGCCGCCAGCAACGGCGGCCAUAUGCUGAGCCAUGCCCACCAGUGGGUGACAGCCCUGCCCCACGCCGCCGCCGCCGCCGCCGCCGCCGCCGCCGCCGCCGCCGCCGAAGCGGGCUCGCCCUGGUCCGGCAGCCCCGUGGGCAUGACGGGCAGUCCCCAGCAGCCGCCGCCGCCGCCCGACGUCAAGGGCAGCGGCGGGCGCGACGACCUGCACUCGGGCGCGGCGCUGCACCACCGGCCGCCCCACCUGGGCCCCCCGCACCAGGGGCACCCGGCGGCCUGGGGGGCGGCGGCGGCCGCCCACCUGCCCUCCAUGGCCGGCGGGCAGCAGCAGCAGCAGUCGCUCCUCUACUCGCAGCCCGGGGGCUUCACGGUGAACGGCAUGCUGAGCCCCCCCCCCGGCGGGCAGAGCCUGGUGCACCCGGGGCUGGUGCGCGGCGAGACGCCGGAGCUGGGUGAGCACCCCGGGCACCACCACCACCACCACCACCAGCACCCCGGGCACCACCCGCCGCACCACGGCGGCGUCAACAGCCACGACCCGCACUCGGACGAGGACACGCCGACCUCCGACGACCUGGAGCAGUUUGCCAAGCAGUUCAAGCAGCGGCGGAUUAAGCUGGGCUUCACCCAGGCCGACGUGGGGCUGGCGCUGGGCACCCUCUACGGCAACGUCUUCUCGCAGACCACCAUCUGCCGCUUCGAGGCCCUGCAGCUCAGCUUCAAGAACAUGUGCAAGCUGAAGCCUUUGUUGAACAAGUGGCUGGAGGAAGCCGACUCCUCCACGGGCAGCCCCACCAGCAUCGACAAGAUCGCCGCCCAGGGCAGGAAGAGGAAGAAGCGGACCUCCAUCGAGAUAAAGGGAUUUAGAAGGACUGAGCAUCUGCAGCUGCACUUAUCUGAACUUCUCCUCUCCUAAAUCCGUUGCCAACUUUGAUUGAAUGGGUGCUGUGGAUGUGAUUAUAUAAUACUGCCAUUUCCAAGCAGUGUUUUUGGUAGGUUUUAAUAAACAGACUUUUCAAAAAGACGGCAAUAUAGAAUUGUUAGAUCCGUUGUUGAUCUAAAAAAAAAUUUGCUUUAUAUUUUCAUUAAAUGACUUCUUUUAAUAUUUUAUUCAGAAUACCUAUGAACUGCUGCAAAACGGUAAUUUAUUUUUUCCCCAGAUCUUGUAUUACGUGUUUUUUUCAGACGAGCACAAAUCAAAAUGAAAUGAAAAUAUGGACAGUUGUUAGGUAAUAAGGGUAUCUUUUGAUGUGAUAAUUUGAUUGUAAUUUAAUUUGAGUAGUGAUUCCGUAAGAGCUGAUUGAGAAAAUAAAUUUGUUAGAAUGAAAUAGUCUGUGUCUGAUGCAUAAACACUGUGUCGAGAAAAAAAAAAAAAAAAGUUCUCUGAAGGGAAAUACUGCAAAUGCUGAAGUGAGAGAAAAAUCGAGGGUCCGACCUGCUGGCUGCACGCCCCCCGUGCUCCCUGGCAGUGCCGCCCUCCAGCAUCCCUGCCGCUGGCACUCUGUGCCCAUCCCUCCGCCGAGCCAAUGCCCAUGGCCUCUUCCAUCAACCCAGGGACCCUUGUGUCAUGGGGAAGGAAGGCGAGAUUAGAGAUCAUCAAAGGCCACCUUCUCUCAGAAGGGGCUGUGUCGGUUUGAUUUAGGCUCGCACUUCGGUGCGGGCGAUGCCUGAGCCUACCCGCUGAUCGUGAAUGGCCGAUGCUGAGAGCAGGGAUGUUUCCAAAAGUUCAGUCUUGUUUUCUCUCUUUUCAAACUGAGGCUUGAGGGGGAGGGGGGGCUAGGCUAUAAUUUAUUUUGACGCAUUUUAUGUCUGUAUAAAUAUUUGUAUUUAAUGUAUCUUUAUAAUUUAAGGAGAAGGUACUUUUUUUUUUUCCCCCCAAAGGGACCUAUAUAGAAUAAUACUUUCAGCAUCCUACCUGCGGUCCGCCUAAUUCAGCGUUUCUGUUGUUGCUGUUGCUGUUGUUGUUGUUGGUUUAGGGUUUUUCUAUGGGAUGUGAAGUGGUGUAGUCUAGUUUUCUCCUUCACUCUGCCAUAGCGCUGCCGUACCUUCUUUGCAAACAGACGCGUGUGUUAGUAACGUCGGAGAUGCCAAUAGAUGCACUAGCUAGCCUGUCAUAUUUAUCCGCUAUAAUUUAUUGCAAUGUAGGGACAAGUGAAUGACCGUUUCAACUCUCUUCAUAUUGAAGCGGGGAGGUUGUGGGAACUAGAGAGCUGCAUCUAACGCCUCCACCCGCCCCCACUGAUACUCUACCGGAGAAUAAGGUUUUCUUUUAUGAUGCAUGUCGUCCGUGGCUCCAUCCUCACCAUCCUCUCCCCCACCCCCGUCCGCGCGCCCCCCCCCCCCCCCCGCUUUGCUUCUCUGCGUGCUAUUGAGGCAGGGGUUAAACCCCCAGAAAACUGCUGUAGGAACAACAAACAUUUUUUUCCUUUCAGAUAGGCCUUGUGUCAGUCCAUAAAUCAAAGCCAACCGGAGAGCCGUGCACCGGGAUGCGUUAUUUUAACACCAGCUCGUAGUAAAUAUCACCGUCGGUUUGAUUUGUGAAAUCCGAAAGGCCCCACCGACACGGAGAGAAGGGGGGGGGGGGAGGGGGGGGAAACAAAAAAAACCCCAAUCAACCCAACAAAGGAAAAGAAAACGCGAAAGGGUAAAGGAGGCUCUUUCUUUUGUUCGUUUUAGCAAAAGCUCCUGGCUAAUUUGGCAGCUCGGGAGGGAAAAGGCCGGGCGCAGGAGGCUGGCGGGCAGGCUGGCAGCGCCGGGCUCCUCUCCGGGUGCCGGGUACCGUUAGCACGUGAGGUGGGGUCCUGUUUUUCACACAUGAAGGGGAGCGGUUUAUUAGACACGGAGAAGGUCUAUUUAAAUUUCUGAGUGGUAUUUGGUUACUGGAUUUGGAUGGCAACAAAGAGCUAACGUUAGGCUUCACACUGGUUUCUAUUAAAAGGCAACCUUUGCGGGUUGCUGCCUAAGAAAAGCUGGGAUUUAGGCUGGAGGAGUAACGUUUGGUCGGAGGGACUGGCAAAAUGUGCCCCUUCCGUGGGCUUGUUAUGCACAAAAAGUGAGGCCACGGGCGCUCUCCUCCCCAAGUCCGUGUCCCCCGUCCCCCCCCGCCCCCGCCCCCGAGAAACUGAAUCCUUUGAAUGUAUUUAGGAAUUUCAGGGUUGUGAGUCUAUGAGAUAACAAGAGGUAGAUAAUAAGUGAGAGGGUUUGCGCUAAGGGUUAUAUUGUUACACGUGUAAAUAAUGAAAAUAUUGUUAUAUAUCGCCAGAUCUCUUAAUGAAUUUAGUAAUUGUAUUCAUUUAUAAUAUCAGUGUUCUGUGCUUGGUAACUGAGUCGGCAUAAUUUUCCUUACUCUUUUUUUUUUUUUUUUCCUUUCCCUGCGUAAAGGAAAGCCAAAUGUUUUAUAAAGUUAUGUUUGAUCAGUCUGGGUAAUCCCGAGAUGUGAUUAUUUAUAGUUUACAUUUUCAUAUCCUGCGGUCCUCUACUACGCCCCAGUCUUCUCACUCACAUCCCAUCCUUUCCUCCGUCGAGUCUGUACACAAUAAAUCAUUUUCAGGUGUAUUUAAAAUAGUCAUCUAACUGCUGUUGAUCCGCAUAUUUUCCGGAAUUUAGCAAAGAGCUUUACCUUGGUUUAAAAACCGCAGCGGUUCCUAUCGGAUCUUUACAGAAUCCUUAUGCUUUAAUGUAGUGACUCGUGUUUGCACAUUACAAUGCUCAUAACUUGUUUUGUAUGAAUGGUUUUAAAUGGAACGUUUAGAGAAUAAUCGGUUCUAAUAUGAAAUGCAGUAUAUACUAUUGAUAAUUUUAUCAAUAAGUGUAAUAUUUUAAAUAAUUUUAACAAUUAAAUUUGUUUUUUUAAAUUAUAUAUUUGUAAAAUAUUU
Messenger RNA from Grus americana (Whooping crane), 5252 nucleotides. RefSeq names its product POU class 3 homeobox 3 (gene POU3F3). Gene Ontology annotation, cellular component: nucleus. Gene Ontology annotation, molecular function: RNA polymerase II cis-regulatory region sequence-specific DNA binding; DNA-binding transcription factor activity, RNA polymerase II-specific. The coding region runs from base 1169 to 2293 and encodes 374 amino acids. Gene Ontology annotation, biological process: regulation of transcription by RNA polymerase II; brain development. The transcript is spliced from 2 exons. The record is from RefSeq and is a predicted model, not a curated record. NCBI's taxonomy places the organism in Eukaryota, Metazoa, Chordata, Aves, Gruiformes, Gruidae.